This is a messenger RNA of Camelina sativa (false flax), 760 nucleotides long. Lineage: Eukaryota; Viridiplantae; Streptophyta; Magnoliopsida; Brassicales; Brassicaceae. The record is from RefSeq and is a predicted model, not a curated record.
AGCGGAAGGUUCUAGCAAAACGGACUGGCUGACCAUCAUAAGCUUUGUUGUUGCACUGCUUGCGAUGGUAAUCGCGACAUUCUCCACGGGAGUAGAUUCCCAAUGUUUCCAGUUUAGAAAAGAAGAGAAUCAUGAGGAAGAUGCAAUUCCUUACGGAUACGGAUUCUUCCAUUUUGUGUUUGCUACUGGAGCGAUGUACUUUGCAAUGCUACUUGUUGGCUGGAACAUUCAUCAUUCCAUGAAAAAGUGGACAAUUGACGUGGGGUGGACAAGUACUUGGGUAAGGAUAGUAAACGAAUGGCUCGCGGUUGGCGUUUACAUUUGGAUGUUGGUGGCUCCAAUGGUACUGAAAAGCCGAGGAACUACAUGAGAGAUCACCAAAAAGAGCUUUUUGUCACCUCUCGUUUCAUCUCAGUAUUGUGGAUUUGGCUGAAAAGUAGAAUAGAAGAUUAAGAUUGGGGAACCUGUGUGAAAGCAUCAUAUAUUUUGCAUUGUAGAUUAUUUUAGGAUGAAAGAAAGGUUGAUAAAAAUAUACAAAUAUAGCUAUAGAUUUAGUAAUACUGUGAGUGUGUGACCCUAUAAUCAUGAACACGUGUACACAUACAUCUCUCUACAUUUAUACGUAACAUAGUUGUAAAACUAGCAAUUGGGUGCUAAAAAGCAACAAAACCCAAGUUUUAGUGUAAACUUGGAGCCAUAUCAAAGACUCCAAAGAAGAGGGUCUCUAACCUGAACAAUAAAGAGAAGAGACUCUUCACUA